Messenger RNA from Crotalus tigris (Tiger rattlesnake), 6456 nucleotides. RefSeq names its product activin A receptor type 1C (gene ACVR1C). The record is from RefSeq and is a predicted model, not a curated record. Gene Ontology annotation, molecular function: metal ion binding; activin receptor activity, type I; ATP binding. The transcript has 10 exons. Lineage: Eukaryota; Metazoa; Chordata; Lepidosauria; Squamata; Viperidae. Gene Ontology annotation, biological process: nervous system development; cellular response to growth factor stimulus; protein phosphorylation. The coding region runs from base 618 to 2057 and encodes 479 amino acids. Gene Ontology annotation, cellular component: plasma membrane; activin receptor complex.
CCUUUGCCUUCCUCCUUCCAAGCUGUGUCCCUAGUAAAAAAAAAAAAAAAAAAACAAACUUAUCCAAAUAGCAUUUUUCCUGAUCACACGGGGUGGCGGUCCGACAGGUUUUUUGCGCCUUUUCAGCCCGUUUGCCGAGCUAAACAAAACCGUAGAGUAGGCUAAAGGCGUGCUUUCGAAGUUCGAGGGAUUUGGUUGCUUAUAAAUAACCUCGUAAAUUAAGCUUCGUGCAAUCCGUACAGCAACCCCGCUGUGGGUCAGAUAGAUAAAUAACAGAGAAGGAACGUUAAAGCGGUUUUUUUUUUUUAAAGUAAUAAUAACUGGUAGGAGAGAACAGAAGAGCCGCGCUGGGGCGAAUUUGUUAUAAUAUAAUCUCAGUUGGACGGUGUGGCUGCGAGGGUAAAGGACAACUAAGCGCUCAAGGGAGAAGCCUACCGUAUCUUUAAAGGGCAAGCCCUUCGUUUCAAAAUGCGGCUCCCUUGGCAGAAGUGACACCCGCUCGAUCCAAGUCUCUUUUUGGCUCUCUGUCACGAUUUGCAGGCUUAACAUGUGUGUGCCAGUUGUGUGAAAAAACAAACUUCACUUGUGAAACAGAGGGAGCAUGUUGGACUUCUGUCAUGCUAACGAAUGGUCGGCAAGAAGUAAUAAAGGCAUGUGUUUCCCUACCGCAGCUGAAGGCACAGAUCUUCUGCCACAGUUCAAAGAACGUAACCAGGACCGAAUGCUGCUACACAGAUUUCUGCAACAAUAUCACCAUUUACCUGCCCACAGACACAGACAUUCAUCUCUUCAUCAAACUCUCAGGAGAUUUAAAGACUGAAAUCUCAAGCAUGCUUUCUUGGAAGCAAGUUCAGUUAAAAUUAGUGGCUGAAGCAAGUCAAGAACCAUCAAACAAAUCAAAGCUAGGACCUGUGGAGCUGACAGUAGUUACAAUCAUACCGGUGUGUGUGUUGUCUAUUGUUUUCCUGCUGGCAGCAUACACAUGCCAAGGACACCUCUGCAGACACAGAAAGAAAAGAAGGCCAAAUAUUGAAGAACCUCUGUCUGAGUGUAAUCUGGUGAACCCAGGAAAAUCUCUCAAAGAUCUAAUUUUUGACAUGACAACAUCGGGUUCUGGAUCUGGUUUGCCUCUCCUAGUCCAAAGGACAAUUGCAAGGACAAUUGUUCUUCAGGAAAUAGUUGGAAAAGGUCGAUUUGGUGAAGUCUGGCGUGGAAAAUGGUGUGGAGAGGAUGUUGCUGUGAAGAUCUUUUCCUCAAGAGAUGAAAGGUCUUGGUUUCGUGAAGCAGAAAUCUACCAGACAAUCAUGUUGAGACAUGAAAAUGUCUUGGGUUUUAUUGCUGCUGAUAACAAGGAUAAUGGGACUUGGACUCAACUGUGGCUUGUAACUGAAUAUUAUGAGCAGGGCUCUUUGUUUGACUACUUAAACAGCAAUGCUGUGACAGCUGAUGAAAUGAUUAAGCUGACAUUUUCAAUAGCCAGCGGUCUAGCACAUCUUCACAUGGAAAUUGUUGGAACCCAAGGAAAGCCGGCUAUUUCACACAGAGACUUGAAAUCUAAAAAUAUUCUAGUCAAAAGGAACGAAACCUGUGCUAUUGCUGACUUGGGGCUAGCUGUGAAGCAUGACUCUGUAUUAAAUACAAUUGACAUACCACAGAAUCCUAGAGUAGGAACCAAGAGGUACAUGGCUCCAGAAAUACUUGAUGAUACAAUGAACAUAAAUAAUUUUGAAUCUUUCAAGCGUGCAGAUAUCUACUCUCUUGGACUGGUGUAUUGGGAGAUAUCCAGAAGAUGCUCAGAUGGAGGAAUUGUAGAGGAGUACCAGUUACCUUAUUACGAAGCUGUGUCUUCUGAUCCUUCAAUAGAAGAAAUGAGAAAGGCCGUCUGUGAACAAAAGCUGAGGCCGAAUAUUCCAAAUCAGUGGCAAAGCUGUGAGGCGCUCAGACUCAUGGGCCGCAUCAUGCGUGAGUGCUGGUUCACCAAUGGGGCAGCUCGACUGACAGCACUUCGCAUUAAGAAGACAAUUUCUCAACACUAUGGACAAAAUUCCAAAGCUUAAAUUUACACAUCAUGUAAAAAUGGAACAGGAAAAUGUAUUUAUGUCUUUGGUUUUUGUAUGGUUUUUGAUUUUGCUCUACCUCACACGAUACUCAGAAUAGUACUGCAAAGCCCAAAUCCCAGAAUACUAGAAUGUAACUUCAUCGGUUCUUCACAUUUCAUCAGAAUUAACUUUUGGUUGCUGAGUGAGGUGUGUCUUGUUUUGGCUCGUAUAUGAAAAAUGGUUUAUUUUAUGGGCAUAAUCUAUGAAUAUGCUCCACAGUGUUGACAUGAUACUUCCUGCCAUGGCCAUAGAAGCUCCUGAAUCACAGAGAAUGUAUGAGAAGUGAACAUCAGUGAAAGUUUAUCACCCUAGCAGGGCUCUGUUCUUGUUUGUGUUGGUGGUAUACAUGAAUUUAAUUUGCUAGAGGCUAGACCAAAAGUGGCAACUUGUGAGCUAAUUUUAUCUCACCUUCCGUCUAACUUCACUCUUAUACAAAAACUACUUCCUUUUUGGUGAAAACCGUCUCUUCAUCCUCCUGGUAUUAAAAAAAAAAAGAAAGAAAGAAAAAGAGAGAGAAAGGUUGAAAAUAAAUUUUUUGACCUACUUCUGGUGGAACCCACUGCAUUCUGGAAAGUUAUCUCUGAAGGGCUGCAGCUUCUAGACAAAAGGUUAUCUAUUCUUCUAAGUAAACUUUGAGGAUAUUAAAUGCAUUGAAUCUUUAUUAAAAUAUAUUGGCCACUGGCUUAUUAAAAAAAAAUGUCUUGGAAAUGACCAGCUUUUUAGUUCACUUCAAGAACUGAGAAGUGAACUCUAAGAACUCUGUAGAUGCUGAGCCUGGAGACUUUCUGGAAGAUAUGGUUGACUGUAGGCUUUCCUCAGAAGAUUUCCACAGGCUGUGUCUUCAAGUCAACUAGAUUUACUUAGUACUUUUUUUUACUUUUUAUUUUCAGCCAGCCACAGUGCCUGCCUUACUCUGUAGCAACUUGGGUGGAGGGAGGGGUUUACAAAUAUCCAGGAGUGUUUCCAUCUUUUGUUCAGGAAGCCCCUAGAGAAAAAUGAGCCCCCUUCCCAGUGCUGGCAUAGCAAAUCCCCCUUUCUAAUGCCUUAAAGCAGUGUUUCCCAAACUUGACAAUUUUAAGGCAUGAGGACUUCAACUCCCAGAAUUCCACACUGGCUGUGGAAUUCUGGGAGUUGAAGUCCACAUGCCUUAAAAUUGUCAAGUUUGGGAAACACUGCCUUAAAGAAACCAUAGUAUUUCAUAACCAAAGAAAAAAGUGCAAGCACAUACCCUUGACAUUGCCAAUGUAAAGAAUCAGGAGGAGAUGUUGCCAAUCAGAGCUGAUAUGAUUGGGCUAAAUGAGCCAAAAGUUUGGCUUGUCUGCAUUCCUAAGGAAUUAAGCAAGUGAGAAACUGAGACCAAACUAUCAAGGCAUUUUUCACAGAACUUUGUAGAAUAGGUGGUGCGAUAUGUUUGUGUGUGUGCUUGUCUGUGUUUGUCUGUGUGCGCAUAUGUGUAUAUGUGUAAUGUAUAUUUGUAUAGAUGCACACACGUGCAUAGAUUUUAUUAAUCAAAUAAAACAUUAAAUAGAACAUGCUUACUGUGAAAGUUGUUAUAUUAUUAGUCACAUAAUAGACGAUCAUUUAUUUAAAAAUUUAACCGCCACAUUAGAGUUAAAUGUUGGAAAUUCUAUAUGUUAUGUGUCUGGUCUUCAAAUUUCUGUCUGUGAACUAAAUAUUCUAAAUCUAAAACAGUGUAAAGACGACAGGAUAAAUCUGGAAUGUCUUGUUUUGUGGUGCCAAAAUUUAGAAGAAAGUCACAAUGUAAUGUAAAAUAUGUGUAAUGUUUACCCGACGCUUCACAAAGUGUGAGAGUGUUUGGCCAAUAUAUAUAUACUGUAUCACUAAAAAACCUGAAGUCUAAAGGAAUGUCAAAUAAUCACAAGUAUCAGUAUUAAACUUUUGUAAAUUUGAAAAAAUGGAUGCAUAUAUAUUUUAAUAUGCCUUUGGAAAUCAAACUCAUAAAGUAUUGGAUUUGGGAGAGUGGCAGGUCCCUCCCUUUCUCUGUUUUUUUUUUUCAGGCCCCAUUUUUGAAGCAAUAUAUUCUGUCUCCUAGGUAGAAAUCAAAGCAGAGCUAUCUAGGCAGCAGGAACAGUUCUUGAGUUGUGGAGAUGCAGCUUUGAUGCUUAUUCUACAACCAGAGUUGGCUAGACGUGCCUUUUUCUUUUGUAAACUAAUUGUGGUUAAGAUCUUCUCAUGCAACCAGUGUUUUCCCAUAUGACUAAAGCUGACCAUGUAGAAAGAUAACAUGAGAAUCAUAAUUCUCAUAUGUACCUGUGGUUCACAUGAAUCCAAUGUGGUAUGGGAUUGCCAAAUUUAAGGUUAUGGUUUGCAAGUGAAUUAUUCCACUUCAUAAACAGAGGAAAGUAAUAAGACCAAACUGUUGCUGGUAUUUCUGGUUGCAACUCUCUCUGUGCAUGACAGAGAGGGCUAACUGUUCCCAGUCAGCCACCCAUGAUAUAUUCAGUCUGAAAUCCCAAAUGGUGAGUCUCCAAAUUUCUAGGGGGGGGGGAAAAAAAAAACAGCUGUAGCUUAGAGAUAUAGCACAUAUUUCUAGGGUGAGGCUAGAAAGAGUUUUAUCAGGGAACUAAACGCUACCCUGAAGAUGAAAACAGUAUCACUUUAUUUUGUUAUUUUUCUGUCUUAGGAAUCAAGCCAGCCAUCUCAGGGAUGUUCGUAUUAAUUUGGGGGUCUUAAAAAUGAAAAUAAGUAGGUUGACUUCUAUCUUUUUUUAAAAAAAAUCUAAAAUCUGUAUGCAUCCCUAAGCCAAGAUUACAUCAGUGUAAUCAACUAUGAAAAUAGGAUUUUCGUUGAUACUGACUCUUGUGAUGUGAAUAUAACUUGUGCCAAUACAGUAGUAAACAGAGAUUUACAAGUUGCCUAUUGUCAUCUUCACCAGUAUGACAAUCAUUAUUUUAGCUUAAACUAGUUUUUAGCAUAAUGCUUGAGCUUUUGAAGGAAAUGCACAGGUAACAACAGCUCCUAGAUAACUUGGGCUGAAUUCCAUACCUAAGCAAGAUCAGCCCUGGUUAGCAUUUGAACUGGAGCCAAUACCAGGCUGUAGCUAGACCAUGAAAUCAGAAUACAUCUCUCCUAAGAGAAAGCAGUGGCAAACAAAUGCCGUAAUACUAAUACCAAGAAAACUGUGUGGAUGUAGUCACUAGUAAUCACUCAAUUCAAGGGCCUUUAAUUGUUUAAAUUAGGCAUUAAUGAUAUUUAUGUUGAUGUUAAAACAACUGAAUACACGUAAGAAGUAUGUGUCACAUAUUUAUGCAUAGUGGUUGAUAAUGUGUUUUAAUUUGAAUUGUCAUCUAAAUGCCUGUGUUUGAUCAUCUCUAAAUGGUCCAUUUCUAUACACAAGAAUCAUUUGAUGCUACGCUUCAAAACUGAUAAACAAGCAAAAGUAUGAACUGAGUCACCAAUGAUGACUUUUUGAGACAUACAGUAGAAGUAGUAUUCCUAGAUUUUCUGUAGUGUCACCCUUCUAUUUGUCAUUUUACCAUUAUGCUUACAUUUUAAAAUUAGAAUAACAUUCUGUUCUUGAAAUUGAUAUUGUUAUGUUAAAAUAACAAGAGUGAGAAAUUACUUGCAUAUGACAAUUGUUGCUCAUAUUCUUUGUUCUCUAAGGACUGCUGAUAAAGCCUGAACUCUAUAAAGUGUGCAAUUCUCACAUGAAUAAUUACCAUAGUUGCUUUACAGUUAACAGAAUGCUGCCACAAAUAGGGAGUUUGUGUGUUAAAAUAUUUUGUUAUGGAUAUGCUUGUGUUUCUCUUACUUGUGUGAAGUAAUCCAAAAGAAUCAAGCACUUCCCAUUCCUUACAGGCACCACAAGUUUAUGGCUUAGGCAGAAAAUAAGUAUUAAAUGCAUAAAAUAGUACUAUUAAAUGUGAUGAAAGUGCAAUAGAUUAAAUCUGAAGAAAAUAUGUGUAACUGAGUUGUGUAAAUUUAUAUAGGAAGAAAUAAGUUCAAAUGACGGCUGAUGGAGCAGAGCUUCAUUCUAGAAGGGGAAGAUGUACAUUUUUAAUUGCAAAUGCCUAUAAAGAAUAUGUGUCAAGAAUAGAUUUCUUUUAAACUAUCUUUAAAUAAAAUUAUAGAACUGAAUGGUGAAAUAAGUUUUCAUACCAUACUUCCUUUAAGCUAGUAUAUAUGUCACAAGAAAUAUUUAUUUUUUAAACAAAUAGCUUUAGUAUUGCUGCUGCUGCCUCUAGCUAUAAAUAAUAUGUCUGUUGUAUUUUUGUAUACUACUUUUUGCCUCUCAAAGCAUAUUUUUAAAGUGUCAAUUUUACAAUUUUAAUUUUUCUUUGCUGUUUGUUUUUGUGAUGCAUAAUUUCUUAUAAAUAAUAAAAAAAUGAAUGUCUGA